CAUAUACAUACACACACAUACACACACACACAUAUAUUUUCUUCAUACAUUCAUCCACUGACAGACACUUAGGUUGUGUCCAAAUCUUAGCCAUUGUGAAUAAUGCAGCAAUAAACAUGGGAGUGCAGAUAUCUCUUUGAGACCCUGAUUUCAUUUCCUUUGGAUAUAUACCCAGAAGUGGAUAAUAUGGUAGUUCUACUUUUAAUUUUUUGAGGAGCCUCCACACUGUUUUCCAUAGUUGCUGCACCAAUUUACAUUCCCACCAACAGUGCACAAGGGCUCCCUUUUCUCCACACCAUGGCCAACACUUGUUAUCUCUUAUCUUUUUGAUAACAGCCAUCUUUCCAGUGUGAGGUGGUAUCUCACGGUUUUGAUUUGCAUUUCCCUGAUGAUUAAUGAUGUUCAGUACCUUUUCAUGCACCUUUUGGCCGUUUGUAUGUCUUUGAAAAUAUGGUUAUUCAGAUCACCUGCCCAUUUUUAGUUGGCUUGUUUAUUUCUUUGCAGUUGACUUGUAUCAGUUCCUUAUAUAUUUUGUAGAUUAAAUUCUUAUCAGAUACAUGGUUUGCAAAUAUUUUCUCCCAUCGAUUGGUUGUUGUUUCAUUUUGUUCAUUGUUUCCUGUGCAGCAGAGUUUUAAUUUGAUGUAGUCUCACUCGUUUAUUUUUGCUUUUGUUGCCCUGUGCUUUUUUUUGUGUCUGUGUGGUAUCAUAUUCAAAUAUAAUUGCCAAGCCCAGUGUUAAAGAGCUUUUUCCCUAUGUUUUCUUCUAGGCGUGUUACCAUCUCAGGACUUAUAUUGAAAUCUUUAAUCUAUUUUGAGUUGAUUAUAUAUAUGGUGUAAGUUAUGGUUGUUUCGCUCUGAAGAAUGUUUGUGGAGCUCCUCAUGCUGUCCAUUCUGGAAAUGCCUCUUGCAUCAUUGCUUCCCAACCUGCAAAGCAAAUCCUUUCCUUCAAGUGGAAUCCUACAAGGAAGCAGGAGAGAAAGACAGAGUGUGAAUGGGGGAGAGGCAGAGAGAGAGUGAGACACAGAAUUAGAAGCAGGCUCCAGGCUCUGAGCUGUCAGCACAGAGCCCGACGCGGGGCUGGAACUCACAAACCGUAAGAUCAUGACCUGAGCUGAAGUCGGACACUCAACCAACUGAGCCACCCAGAGAGGUCAGGAAGCAGAAAUGCAUUUUACCUGCCCUGGAAUUCAUUUAAGAAGAAUACCGUGUACAAGAGACCAGUUUGAGUGAGGAGGCUAAUGUCUUCCACCAUGCCCCAGAGCAUUUGCCCAGCAAGCAGGGUCUCCUGCUGGUGGUGGCUGAUGUAGGAGCAGAAUGCGAGUUUGGGGAACGGCCUGCAAGGAAGGUAUGAAAGCUUUUUGGAAUUCCAAAUUAACUCAUUCCCAGAUUCCAGUAGAACACUGAGGACUAUAUGUAUAUGUUCUCCUUUCUUUCCCAGGAUUUCAUCAGGCAAGAUUGCCAUGGAGCUUUCCCUUUGGUUUACCCCAGUUUUGGUAAGUUCUGAUUUUGUAUGAAGAAGCAUACUUAGUCAACGUGAUGCACAUUUUGGACUUUUCUCUAGGACAAAUUAGGGUCAUUUCAAAUGCAAAUGUUUCUCUUUCUCUCUUUCUCUCUCUCUCUCUCUCUCUCUCUCUCUCUCUCUCUCUCACACACACACACACACACACACACACACACACACACACACACUUCUAAGUUCCUAGACCAGUAUUUUUGUUUGCUGGAAGAAUGAGGAGAGGGAGACCAAGUUCUGCUUACUGUGAGUUGCGUCUGGGUAAGUUCAUGGCCUUAGUGUGAUUGAGUUAUUUUGCCAUUAAAUUUAUUGUAAAUUGAAGCAGAAUCCGUUCCUCUUCAAGCUGAUUUACUAUACUUAAAAUAAUGGGGUUUGGCUAAAUCAGAACUAGUUCAGAAAUCUGAGAUGAACACUAGUUGACCAGAACGACAAAGCCUCACAUAGAGAAGUUUAUGGAUUUAAAGGGUAAUGGAGUAUUUUAUUUAGGUAGACAGUAGAAGAGACAAUGAAUCAGAAAAUAAUUGCCAGAGUCAAGGCAUGUAAUUUCUCUUUCUGUCCUCAGGCUAGUAUCUCUAAAAGUAUGUACUAAAAGGGUCAGAAGAUAGAGAUUCUCCCUUAGACUGACCACUUAGCACAGGAGGAAGGGAAAACUCUCCUUUCUUACUGGUCUCAAGCUCUGUAGGAAAAUAACCUGGCUUCUAUCUCCCACAGUAUAAUUAAAGUCCAUCUGAUACUCUAGUACUCUCACUUUAGAGGGCUGCAUCUGGGACCAUAGGAAGUUUUCCUGUAAGUAAUGUUAUGACAUCAAAUAUGGAUAAAAAAUCCUAAGGACAUCAUGGAGGAAUAAUUUUUUGUGGGAUGACCUACUCAUGACUGUAAGUUUUUUUUCCCCUAAGGCUACAGUUUUCCUUUUGCAAUAUUCACCCUUUGAUGAUAUUGAUGAUAUCAGUGGUAUCUUACCAAUAAUAUGUUGCAUGAUCAGAUAUAAAAGUAAAAGAAGGGUUUUUUUUUUCCUGCUUGGCAAUAGAGUACAGAAAAAAUGGCUAACACUCUUAAAAUUACAUUAUCGUUUAUGAAAACUUGUAACCAUGUGCACAGUUCUUUUUUUUAUCAUUUAACAUAAAUAUAUUCAAGAUAAAAUAAUUUAUUUUUACUUAAUAAAGUAUAAAAACUAGACAUAAAAUAUAAUAUUUAAAAUAAUUAAAAAAUCCAGUCACCACACUUAUACUAUUUUAUUUUUUAUUAGUUUUUUCCCAUUUCUUAAAUUUGAAAAAAAUUAUAGUUGACACACAAUGUUACAUUAAUUUCAGGUAUACAAUAUAGUGAUUCAACAACUCUAUAUGUUAUGCUAUGUUUACCACAAGUGUAACUACCAUCUGUCAUCAUACAACACUAUCGCAAUAUCAUUGACUGUAUUCCCUAUGUUAUACCUUUCAUCCCUAUGACUUAUUCAUUCCAUAACUGGAAACCUGUAUCUCCCACUCCCCUUCAUCCAUUUGAUGACACUGUUUUAUAUGUUUCACAAAGUUCUUAAUUCUUCAGUCAUGAUAUUCUACAAAAUAGCUCAGAGAGUUGAAGAAAUGGAAAAGUCAGUGAUAGGGGAUACACGAAACUGGACAGAAGUUCAGGAAUUCACUCUGGAGGGCUUUCCUGCUGUCCAGAACCUUGGAAAGGUUCUCUUCCUGGUACAUCUGCUGGCAUACCUGGCCUCCAUCAUGGGAAAUACACUCAUAAUCACCAUUACCUGGACUGACCAUCGCCUCCAGACACCCAUGUACUUCUUCCUCCGCAGUUUCUCCUUUUUUGAAUGCUGUUUUGUAACCACUGUUAUUCCUAAAUUGUUGGCCAUCUUUCUGUCAGGGAGGCAAUCAAUUUCUUUUGUGGCUUGCUUCACACAAGCCUUUGUCUUUCUUUUCCUGGGAACAACUGUUUUCUUCCUUAUGGCGGUAUUAUCCCUAGAUAGGUACCUGGCCAUUUGCAAACCUCUGUAUUACUCAACCAUCAUGAACCCAAGGAUGUGUUUCCUUCUGGUCACUGCCUGCUUAUCUUUGGGAUUUGUCCUCAUGGUGGUUCCAAUUAUAAUGCUUUCCCAGUCAUCCUUCUGUGGCUCCCAUGUCAUCCCUCACUUCUUUUGUGAUUUUGGGCCACUGAUUCAUCUCUCUUGUUCUGACACCAGAUCUACUGAAAUGUUGGCCUUUAUCCUUGCUUUGUUUAUCCUUUUGACAUCCCUUAUCAUAACCAUCAUUGCAUACAGCAACAUAGUAGUCACAGUUGUGCGACUUCCGUCAGCCAAGGAGCGACAGAAAGCUUUCUCCACCUGCUCCUCUCACCUCAUUGUCCUCUCUCUGAUGUAUGGCAGCUGUGUCUUUAUAUACGUGAAACCAAAGCAAACAAACAGGCUGGACUCUAACAGGGAGGCUGCCCUUGUGAACACAGUGGUGACUCCGCUGCUGAACCCUGUCAUCUACACUCUGCGGAAUAAGCAGGUCCAUCAGGCUCUGAGGGAUGCUCUGUCCAGGGUUAGAUUGCAGAAAUAGAACCAUAGACUGUCAGAGGGAGAAUGCCUCCUCUCCAUCUAAUGCAAUCUCCAUCCUAUUUCUGGAAUCUCUUACAUAGUCUUGCAACUGUGUUUUUAAAGUUUCUGCUUGUUUAUUCUUAGAAUAAGGGCCAAUUUAUCUUAUAAUCCAAUGUACUCCACUACUUGAAAGCUCUAACAUUCUUGUUCAUAUCGAAAUGAAAUUAUCUUGCUGUUCUGUGAUCUUCUGUUCACGAGUUUUAACUCGAUAGGAUUCAACAAAUUUUAAUGAGGAGUCUCAUAUCCAUGAUUAUGUUUGAUGCAUGUGAAAUCUCAAAGUUGAGAAGGUGUGGUUUCAUGUAUCUACUUGUGGUAAGUACAUAGGGAUGGAAAAUGAAAUUCACAAGAAUUAAGAAUAUCAAGUUGGUUCAAGGAUAGAUGUAACAUGGUCACUAUAUUGAUUUUUGAAGGACACAUGUACAUAACUGUCAUGGUAUUAAUAGCAUUACUUGAAAUGACUCAAUGCAAUUGUUUUCAAUUGUGCAUUGUCUGUAUAUAAAUAGAAUAUAAAUCUUUAUAAUUCUAGUUUACGCUAUAAUGAAGACAUAUAAAUGUCUCUAAUUGAAAUUGGAAGUUUCCUUUGGUUAUGCUCAUCUGCUAGUACUGAUUUCAGUACUAAAGGCCCGAUGAUGGAGUACCAGAGAGAGAGAAGCAUUAUGAUUUCUGGAACAAGGAAUUGAGUGGUUAAGAUUGUUUCCCUACUACAGAAAAGGAAUUGGGGGGAAUCUAACCAAAGGUGGAAAGGAGUCUGAUUGUGACUGUAGAGUCUUUCUAAGUAAAUCUAUAAGCAAGUAUCUUUAUUUGUGAAAUGAGAGCUUUGAUGUGAUAAUCUCUGGGUGUCCAUUAUUAGUACGAGUGUGAAAUGACACUACUGAUACCAAACAUGACACAAAGACACACUGUAAUAGAAAUACAAUUUGAGCGUAGAAAAGAGAAAAUGAUGAGAUGUUUUUGUUUGUUUUAAUUUUUUUUAGUGUUAAGUUCACGCAUGACAUCUUUAAUGUGUUUGUUGGCCAUGUGUAUGUCUUCUUUGGGAAAAUGUCAGUUCAGGUCCUCUGCCCAUUUUAAAAUCAGGUUAUUUUUGGGGCUUUUUUGGGUGUUAAGUUUUUAAAUAUAUUUUGGAUAUUAACCCCUCAUUGGAUAUGUCAUAUGCAAAUAUCUUCUCUCAUUCAGUAGGUUACCUUUUGGUUUUGUUGAUGGUUUCCUAUGCUGUGCAAGUGAUGAGAUAUUUUAAUGAAGAAUUACAACUAUAAUUUAGUUAUUCAAGAUUUUGGUAGGAAAAGAUAGAUUUGGACACAAGACACAGUAAGAAAAGUCCUGGAGCUGGUGUUUGCUUGGCAUAGUUGGCUAUCAUGCUUUGCUCUGACCACAUUAUUCUGUGGUUUCAGGCAUAAUAAUUGACUGUGUUAUGAAGAUUUCUGGCAUACAAUUACGAAUGAAUUUGAAGAAUAGACUACUCAAUUAACACAACACAUUUUUGUUCACCCUAUGCACAUAUAAAAAUUUCCAAGUAUUUUUUUGUGUCGGCUUAUCUCUUUUUAUGACAUUUGGUAUAUUCCCUUUGCUCAAAGCAUCACAUUGUCAAUGAUUUUUCCCAGAAUGGCCAAUUAAUGGUACAGUUAUUGGCAUAAAGGUCUCCCCAUAGGAAUGCACAUGUCAGUGGAGGCUGGUGAUGGCAGUUGGGCUGCAGCAUGCAGCUUGGGGGCCUAGCUGAAGGUGAGCCCAGUGGUGCAAGCUAGUGACAGGAGUCAAGGCCAAAUCUGGGGCCACAUGCAGCUAAUUCAAAAUAUAUAAAGAACUCAUACAAAUCAAUGAUUAAAAAAACACAACUCAAAAUAAUUGGCAAAGGACCUGAAUACACAUUUUUUCCAAAGAAGACAUAUAGAUAACCAAUAGGUAUAUGAAAAGAUGUUCAACAUCAUUAAUCAUCAGAGAAAUACAAAUCAAAAUCACAAUGAGAUAUUAUCUCACACCUAAGCUAGGUUAGAAUGGCUAUCAUAAAAAAGUGAAAGGAAAAGAAGUAUUGGUGAGGAUGUGGAGAUAGGGGAACCUUUGUACACUGUUGAUGAGAAUUUAAACUGGUGCAAUCACUGUGGAAAAUAAUAUGGAGGUUCCUCAAGAAUUAAAAAUAGGAAGCUACCUAAGUGUCCAUCCAUAGAUAAGUGGAUAAAGAAGCUUUGGUGCAUACACACACAUACACACACACACACACACACACACACACAAUGGAAUAAUACACAGGCACAAAAAAUGAAAUAUUGCCAUUUGCAACAACAUGGAUGAUUUAGGGGAUAUUGUGCUAAGCGAAAUGAGUCAUUCAGAGAAAGACAGAUACCAUAUAAUUAACUUAUAUGUGGAAUUUAAGAAAUAAGUGAACAAAAAAGAGAGACAAACAAAAAACCAGACCCUUAAAUAGAGAACAAACUGGUGAUUGCUGGACAGGAGGUGGCAGGAAGGGGGUGGUGGGGGGGAAUGGGUGAAAUAAAUGAAGGGAAUUAAGAGUACACUUUCAUGAUGAGCACUGAGUUAUGUAUAGAAUUGUUGAAUCACUAUAUUGUACACCUGAAAUGAAUAUAACACUGCAUGAUAAUUAUACUUGAAUAAAAAAUGGUUGAAAAUUUAAAAAUAUAUAAGAAAACUACUGUAUAAUCCAAUGAUACUACUUCUGGAUAUAUCUCCAAAGGAGUCGAAAUGAAGAUAUUGAGGAGAUAUCUGCACUCCCAUGUUCACUGCAGCGUUAUUUAUUAUAGCCAAGUGUCCAUUGAUGUGCCCAUUGAUGGAUGAAUGAAUAAAGAAAAUGUGCACAGCUUUCUGUAUGUUAAUCAUAAUGGAAUAAAGUGGCUUUAAAAAAGAAAAUUGCACUUCUUUGAUUCAAAAUUUUACUGAAUAGUUUUAAUAGAUGAGAUGAGCAGAAUAUUAGACAUGCCAGAUGAAAAAUUAGCAUAUUUGAAGAUACAGAAACUUAAAAACACACACACAAAGAAAAAAUAAUCCAACUAAAAUGAUAAGAGCAUCAGUGAAAUAUGGGACAAAUUCAGGCAAUCCAACGAGCAUAUAAUUCGAUUUCUGAAACAGAAGUUUAUAUGUGGAGAGGGACAACAAAAAAAGAUUUAAGGACACGAUGGCCAAAAUUUCCCAAAUUUUCUGAAAACAGAACCAAAGGUCUCAGCAAAACCCAAUCACUAGAAACAUGAAAAAAUCCACACCAAAAUGCAUAAUACAUUGCUCAAAACCAGUGAUAAAGAGAAAAUCUUAAAAACAGCCAAAAGGAAAAAUUACAUGUUUCAUACUGAGGAACAAAGAUAAAGAUGACAUAAAAUUCUCUUUGGAGAGACGUAAAUGAGAAUGCAGUGAUACAGGCACUUUUGAAGGACUCUGAAUAAAAAUCUGCCAACCUAGAAUUUGAUACCUGUAAAACUGUCAAAAAUGAAGGCUUACAAAAGAUAAAAGGAUUAAUCACUAGCAAGCCUACAGAAUAAUAGCUAAUAAAGUCAGUCCUUCCAAGAGAAAGAAAAUUACACCAGAUGAAAAUAUGCAGAGCUAUGAAAAAGAAUGAAGAGCACUGGAAAUAGUAACUAUAUGGUAGGUAUUUAAGAUAUUUAUUUUAAUUAUUUAAAUGUCUGAAAGAUAAUAGACUCCACAAAAAUAGUAACAAUGCAGUGUGGAGUUCAUAACAUACGUGGAAGGAAAAUAUAUGACAAUAAUAUCAUAAAAGCUGAGGGGGUAGAAAUAUAAGUAUACUAUUAUAAGUUUCUUAUAUGUGAAGUGGUAAAACAAUCACUUGGAGGUAGGUAAUGAUAAGUUAAAGAUGUAUACUGUAAACACUAAAGCAACCACUGAAAUAAAAGUAAAAAGUUAUAGCUAAGAAGCCAACAGAAGAGAAAAUGGAAUUAUCACAAUGGGGCACUAGGAAACUUGGACUGAUGUAUAUCUUCAUUAUAUUCAUUAUGGUGGUGAUUUCAUCAGUAUUUAAACAUGUGAAAAUGCCAUGCCAAGUCCCUGGAAAAGGCUGGCUGGGCUGCUGAGCCUGCUGGGCCAGACAAUAAGAGGCCAGCAUGGAAACAUAUUAAGAUGAAGAAACUAGCAGAGACAUCAGCUAAAGUAGGUGACAUCAG
Molecule: messenger RNA, 8202 nt
Organism: Acinonyx jubatus (cheetah)
Lineage: Eukaryota; Metazoa; Chordata; Mammalia; Carnivora; Felidae
Product: olfactory receptor 6C74-like
Exons: 4
Coding region: 3012-4049 (345 amino acids)
Biological process (GO): G protein-coupled receptor signaling pathway
Cellular component (GO): membrane
Molecular function (GO): olfactory receptor activity; G protein-coupled receptor activity
Source: RefSeq, a predicted model, not a curated record